Messenger RNA from Onthophagus taurus, 1583 nucleotides. The record is from RefSeq and is a predicted model, not a curated record. Lineage: Eukaryota; Metazoa; Arthropoda; Insecta; Coleoptera; Scarabaeidae.
UAAUUCUAAUUGUUACGUUUUAAAGUGGCGCCAUCUCUUAGAUGACAUUUAGUGUUGUUGCAUGUUUUCUGCCUAUAACUUGAAAUUUAAUUUUGCCUCAAAAAUUGUCUUAAUCGGCAAAGAAAUAACCCCAAAACGAUUGUUAUAACCCUUAUUCUUUAACUUUAUCGUUUAAAAGUGUCACGAAAAAGUAAUUUCAUGGAUAAUAAGUUGGUUGGGACAUAAACUUACUUUUUUUUGAUGAAGAAAACGUCGAUUACGUUUAAGAAAGAUAUCCAACAUCAAAAUUUUCAACAUGUCGUUACCAUGGUGAUGUAUCAAUAAGCACCGACAUCUUUAAAAAAUCACUUGUUGCAUCAAAAGAACGUUUUAUAAUAAUUAUAUUAAACAAUUUUCGCAUUAAAUGAAGCUGAAAGAUUCGUUUUUAAGACAGAGUUAGAACUCCAACUUCAUUACGAUACAGUUUGUGGCGCCAUCUUUUAAUGCGGGUUAGAACUCCAACUUCAUUACGAUACAGUUUGUGGCGCCAUCUUUUAAUGCGGAGUUAAAAUCAUCGAUGAUGAUAUAGAUGUAAACCUUUUUAACCAAGCUGUUGAAGAAGAUAUGAGUGGAGCUAACGAAGAUGCCCCACAAAUCGUAGGAGUCAUCGAUGAGCGCCCCCCUGAGUUACGAAUCGACGAUUACCGUAAAAGUGAUAAAUGGAAACCCUUAGGGGCUAUAAUUGAGAUAAAAGAGGAAGAAAAAAGCGAAAACGAGCAAGAAAAUAACGAUCAAAGCCCAAUUAGACGUAAACGCAAUGAUAGUGACCAAGAUUUAUCCCCCCCAAGAAUUAAUGAUGAUUCAAGCCCCCCGAGACGAAAUCGUAACCGAGAUUUAUCCCCGAAACGUUCUCGAUCAAGAUGGGAUCGUAACGAAAAGACUUUGGAUGGAAAAAAAUCGGGGUUGCAAUCCGCCAAAGAAGUUAUGAAAGAAUUAGAAGACUUAAAACGAAGUGAAGAAGAAAAAUUUGGAAAAAUAUCGAAGGAAGUUUCUGGAGCAACUGCAAAAACUGUUUUUAGAGACCGAAAAACGGGUAAAGUUCGAAAUUUCGAAGAAGAAGCCACUGAAAAACGAAAAAAACAAGAAAAAGAAGACGAAAGGAACGAAAAGUACACAAGAUGGGGUCGGGGGUUAAAACAGGUCGAAGAUUAUCAAAAAAAAGUUAAUGAGGAUUUACACGAAAUGAGUAAACCGUUGGCUCGGUACGCCGAUGAUGAGGAUUUGGAGAGAUAUUUAAAGGAGCAAGAACGCGCUGGGGAUCCCAUGUUGGAGUAUUUGAGGAAGAAACGAAGAAAGGAUGACGGUGGAGGUAAUAAAGCGAGUAAACCGCUUUUUGAAGGGGAAUUUAUGCCGAAUCGGUAUGGAAUUCGUCCGGGGCAUCGUUGGGAUGGGGUCGAUCGUUCAAACGGGUAUGAAAAGAAAUGGAUCGGGAGAGUUAACGCGGAAUCUGCGCAACAAGAAGAGAUUUAUAAGUGGAGUACAGAAGAUAUGUAACGAUUAAAUAAUUAAUUAAUUAUGAUACUUUGUGGUAGUUUAAAUUUUAA